AAAACAAAAGUUGUGGUACUUCAUAGCCGCUUUAAGUGCCCAACCUUCUCCACCAAUAACCAGCAGGCAGCAAAAACGAGCUCUACCUAACACUCUGUCCAUCUUUCAGCACAAACAAACAAAAGGGUUGUUUAAAAGCCCGGCUUUUUGGACAGCCGAGUUUUCUAAAGCGUUUUCACUUCAGCUGAAAAAAGUGAUCGUUUUUCUGUUCCGAGCUUUGGGGUCCUUUUUUUGUUCCCUCGAAAUUUCCGGCAAUGACGCCAUUGGGAAUUCUUGGUAUACUGUUUCUGCUGCUUGCUUUAUACUGUGGGAUAGACCCUUUUAAGCACAGUGCAAUCUCAGGAUUUCCUGACUUUGAGGCUUACAAGGUGGAUAUGCCUUCAUGGGAACUGUCUCCGACGGUGAGGGACAAGGAUAAUUUGCUUCAGAAAUCAGAGAUUAAGUUCUUGAACCAGAUUCAGGGCCCGGAGAGCAUCGCGUUUGACCCUCUUGGACGUGGUCCUUACACUGGUGUUGCUGAUGGUCGGAUUCUCUUCUGGGAUGGAGAAAAAUGGAAGGAUUUUGCUUAUACUUCAAGCAAUAGGUCAGAACUAUGUAACCCAAAGCCAUCACCACUGAGUUACCUGCCAAAUGAGCAUAUCUGUGGCAGGCCUUUGGGCCUUCGAUUUGAUAAGAACACUGGAGAUUUAUACAUUGCGGAUGCAUAUUUGGGGUUGUUCAAGGUGGGUCCGGAAGGCGGAUUAGCAACAUCACUUGUAACCGAGGCAGAAGGGGUGCCACUGAGGUUUACCAACGACCUUGACAUUGAUGAUGAAGGAAACAUAUAUUUUACUGAUAGCAGCAGCAUAUACCAGAGGAGGAACUUCAUGCAGCUGGUUUUUUCUUCUGAGAGUAGUGGGAGGCUUCUGAAGUAUAAUCCACACACAAAGGAAGCCACUGUCCUUGUGAGAAAUAUCCAAUUUCCUAAUGGUGUAUCCUUAAGCAAUGAUGGUUCUUUUCUUGUCUUUUGUGAAGGAUGUCUCGGCAGAUUACACAAGUACUGGUUGAAAGGUGAGAAAGCAGGGACUUCAGAGGUAUUUGCCAUCUUACCAGGAUUUCCUGACAAUGUCCGCACGAAUAAAGAUGGCGAAUUUUGGGUAGCAAUUCACUGUCGCAGGUCCAUUUACGCUCAUGUAUUGGGAUUAUACCCAAAACUUAGGAAAUUCCUUUUAAAGCUCCCCAUCUCUUCAAAGAUUCAAUACCUGCUUCAUGUUGGGGGUAAGUUGCAUGCAAUAGUUGUCAAAUACAGCCCAGAGGGAAAGCUGUUACAGGUUUUAGAGGAUAGUGAGGGAAAGGUUGUCAGAGCAGUUAGCGAAGUUGAAGAGAGGGACGGCAAACUAUGGAUGGGGAGUGUUCUCAUGCCGUUUGUUGCAGUUUACGACUUGGCUUAAGUUGACUCACUUGGCAUGCUGAAUGUGGCCAUCUUCAUUUUUGGCUUUGUUUCCCCAUGAAAAGUCAGAAUCUUUGAAGAUCUGAAUUGUGCCACUGCAGUAUACAUCUUUUAAUUUGAUUUCUAGGUGUAUACUUGUUAUCGGUAUGGCUUUAUCAGAAAGAAGUUAAGACUUUAUUACUGCAAUUGCAAGAUUUCUUGUUUAAACAACAGUCAAACAACCUCCUUCCCUGCCCCGGACAUAGUUUAUGUCUCCAACAAUUAAUCCUGCUUGAAUAA
Theobroma cacao (cacao) is the source of this 1708-nucleotide messenger RNA. It is a transcript of the gene SSL3, whose product is annotated as strictosidine synthase-like 3. The record is from RefSeq and is a predicted model, not a curated record. NCBI's taxonomy places the organism in Eukaryota, Viridiplantae, Streptophyta, Magnoliopsida, Malvales, Malvaceae. Gene Ontology annotation, cellular component: endomembrane system. Gene Ontology annotation, molecular function: hydrolase activity.